AUGAAAAAAGAAUUGCAAUACUUAAUAGUUGCAAAUAUUUUAUUAAUAUCUUCUAUUGUUUAUUAUACUUUUGAUUUAAUCGCACUAAUAAUAGAUGAUACAAGUAAAGAAGCACUGACAUACGAUGAAUUAAAUCCAUCAAAAUCACAACUAUCUUAUGAUAAUAUUACAAAUCAAAUGACUUCAACAAAAGAUCUUAUAAUUCCAAAAAUUAUUCAUCAAACCUAUAAAACAACAGAUAUUCCAGAACAUUGGAAAGAAGGUCAACAAAGAUGUAUCGAUUUGCAUCCUGACUAUGAAUAUAUUUUAUGGACAGAUGAAAUGGCUUUAAAUUUUGUUAAAGAAGAAUAUCCUUGGUUCUUAGAUACUUUUAAAAGUUAUAAAUAUCCAAUUCAAAGAGCAGACGCUAUGAGAUAUUUCGUUUUAUUAUCUUAUGGCGGUGUUUAUAUCGAUUUAGAUGAUGGUUGCCAAAGAAGAUUAGAUCCUUUAUUAACUGUUCCUGCUUUCUUAAGAAAAACUUCACCUUUAGGUGUUUCAAAUGACGUUAUGGGCUUCGUACCAAGACACCCUUUUCUUUUAAAAGUUAUCAAAUCUUUAAAACAUUACAAUAAAAAUUGGUAUAACCCUUAUAUGACAAUCAUGUCAUCAACAGGUCCUUUAUUUAUUAGUAUAAUUUGGAAACAAUAUAAAAGAUGGAAUCAUUUUAAAAACUUAAAUCCUCAAGAAAUUACGAUUAGAGUCAUUCAACCAGAUGAUUAUAAAUUACACCCACAAUCUUUUUUCAGUAUAUCAAAGGGUUCUUCAUGGCAUAUGGAUGAUGCAGAUUUUGUCAAAUCAUUUUUAACUCAUAUCUUAUCAUGUGUUGUGGCAGGUUUUGUAUUAGGAUUUUUCAUUCUGUAUGGUGAAUUUACUUUCUAUUGUUGGCUUUGUUCAAAAAAUAAAAAUUUUAAUUUUAAUUUAAAAUAUACUAAAGCUGUAUUUGUUAAAAUUUGUUCAUUAUUUAAAUUCUUAAUCCCUGAACAAAAAAAUAAUUCAAAUGGUAAUUAUUCAAGAUUAUCAAAUAUUUCUCCAAGAAAACAAAAAAAAUUACCAAGAAGAGAUUCAAAUAUUGUUUCAAUGAUCGAUUUUAAUUUAGAUUUAGAGAAAAACGUAUCAAAAUUAUGA
Messenger RNA from Maudiozyma barnettii, 1164 nucleotides. RefSeq names its product mannosylinositol phosphorylceramide synthase catalytic subunit SUR1 (gene SUR1). The record is from RefSeq and is a predicted model, not a curated record. Gene Ontology annotation, biological process: mannosyl-inositol phosphorylceramide biosynthetic process. The transcript has a single exon. Bases 1 to 1164 code for a protein of 387 amino acids. NCBI's taxonomy places the organism in Eukaryota, Fungi, Ascomycota, Saccharomycetes, Saccharomycetales, Saccharomycetaceae. Gene Ontology annotation, molecular function: mannosyltransferase activity.